Tricharina praecox is the source of this 2346-nucleotide messenger RNA. RefSeq lists its product as uncharacterized. The transcript is spliced from 4 exons. The coding region runs from base 1 to 2346 and encodes 781 amino acids. NCBI's taxonomy places the organism in Eukaryota, Fungi, Ascomycota, Pezizomycetes, Pezizales, Pyronemataceae. The record is from RefSeq and is a predicted model, not a curated record.
AUGUUUAUCUACCAUCUCUUUACUAUCAUCCCGGUCUUUUUCCUUCCGGCGGUCAUUGGAGGAUCACCAGAGCCCAAGCCCCUCUCAAACGCGACGGCCAACCCCACGGAUACGGCGCCUCGGAUGAUGAGGAAGUUACUCGAAGACACGCCGGUUUCCGUCUUCACCACUACCAGCUGCCCAGUCGAGCACUUUAGUAUGACAAUUUUAACGUGCCCGAUAUUCUCUGCCACACUUGAAGUUAGAGCUACUACCAGCGUGGAUGGGUAUGACGCUAUGGCUACUCACGGAUCUACGGUCUAUCCACGUGCGGAUGAACACGAUCAUACGAAGGAGGAGUUACUCAAAGGCACGCCCGUUUCCGUCUUCACCACUCCCAGCUGCCCAGUCGAGCACUUUAGUAUGACAAUUUCAACGUGCCCGAUAUUCUCUGCUACACUGGAAGUUGGAGCUACUAACAUCGAUCUCAUGUUCGUUCCGGUGGGCACAGAGACGGUGGGGAGGGCGGCAUCUGUAUCAGAAACCUUCGACUCGGAACGGGAUAUGUCGCGAUUAAAGAAGAGAGGGCUGACUCCGGAAGCUGACGCCAUGGAAAUCGGACAAGUAUUGGGGCUCCCGGGGGCCUAUACGGCAUAUGGUGCACUGGAUUUACCAAGUAUCACCUCCCCGAAGACGCCGUACUUUCGACCAAGAAUCGCUCGCCGCGUCGAUAGCGAACCGGACACGGAUGUCGAAUCUGACACAGCCACCCGUGGGCUCACAGAGGGAAAACACCAGAUGGCCAAUACCAUCAGACCUAAUGUGAUCAAGGCAACACCCAUGAAGAUCGAACCGACGACUAAAGUCGACCAGGAAGCUAAUACGAACGGGACGCCGUAUGUCCAGAACCAUGAAAAAAAGUUUUCCGAUGAUCAGGUUUGGAAGGAACGGUUUCUUUCGAUGGAUGAGUAUAUUCGAAAUUCUAUUUGCGGCAAUGUGCCGGACUGUAAAUAUGGGCAGGCACUCUCCACCGAUUGGGAACCAGUCAAGUCGGUGGAACAUGAGAUUGCCAGUCCUACCGAAUCUGACACAAUCACCACCGAGGUCACGAAAGUGAAAUAUCGGACAGUCAAUUCCACCGAAUCCGACACAACUAUCCUCGUGAUCCAUGAGACAGACUAUUCCGAGCUUGACGUUUUGGAGGAAUCGCUUUCGAUGGAAGAGCAUACCCGAGCUUCUACUCGCAGCGAUGUGACGGACGGUGAAGAUGGGCAUGCAUUCCCCACGGAUAGUGAACGUCCCACAGGAUCCCGCACAACUUUCCCCAGUGUGUCUUUUAAACUUUUGCCGGGAAAUCUACGUUCGCGCGGAACGUAUAUCCUAUCUUCUGUUGCCAGCGAUUUGACGGACGGUGAAGAUUGGCUAGACCUCCCCACCAAUAGUGAACCAGUCAUGGCGGUGGAACAUGAGAUUGCCGGUCCUACCGAAUCUGACACAGCCACCACUGAGGUCACGGAGGCGGAAUACCAGAUAUCCAAUCCUACCGGAUCUGAAGCGAGCACGGAGAAUAGGAUGGGAGCAACCAUGAGCGCAGGUUCAAAGAGAAAGAAGCCCUUGGCCAUGCUGAAUGUCAAGAAUAAGAUCAACGUCGAGGCAGAAUCAUUGCGCAGCAAUGAUCCGGUGGAGGAGGAUGCGGAACAUUCGUCUCCGGGUGAUACGGUCGACUCCACGGAGAUCGAGACGCUCGAGGAAUUGGAAGAGGAUGAAGAGAUUCUUCCCUCUGAGGAGGCAAGGCUGUCAACUCUGCAUGCGUCUGCUGCUGCCGAGGCUGGUACCUGCAUCGAUUUCACAGCCAUUAUGCACGAUAUGACCACUGUCACAGUAGAGGCCUCGAAGACCAGCAAGGAGCAUGGCAAACACAAAGUCACAAUCAAGAGCCUUCCAUCCGAACCUAAAACCCUCGCCGUCACGGUCACCGAAUCGGACGUGACCGUCGAAUUCGGACAUCUCACGACAGCUGCAAAAAUAAAAACUGUCAUCACCGGUAAGCCGUCCGAUAUUGAAACGUUGGAGGUCGAUGACGAUAGUGAAUCAGAACCAGAGGAAGAAACGGAGAAGAAGAGCAACCCGAGGAUCACCACGACCCUGGAUGGAGACCUCGGCGAAGCAGCAUAUGGCGAGAAUCUCCUGUUAGCAACCCUCUACACCUCCACGGUUAUCACCCACGACAAAAAAGCGCCAUACAGUACAGAAACGCAAUAUAGCGAUACCGUUGUCGUCCAGCCGACGCCGUCCAAUGAGGAGUACGAUGGGAUGAGUGUUAUGUUUGAGUGUGAUGCUUUCAAAGGGCUGAGUGUGAUGCUUUGA